CCUGGAUUGGAUUCCUCUCCUAUCACUGGAUAGUCAGAACGUGGAAGCCUGUCAUCUGCACGGAUCUUCUGAGCUCCUCAAUCUCAUUACACUGACAUUCGCAGUUGCCUACAAGCCUUUGCUUGGUCUCAAUCCCAAUAUCACCGUCGACUACCAUCUAUCGUCGCCCACGGUGGACACUCGACUGCCCUUCCGAGGCAUGUCUAUUAGACCGCAAUCAUGAACAUGAAUAUCUUUCGCAUCUUGGGCGACGUGUCCCAUACCGCGUCCAAGUGCAUUCUCAUAUAUGCCAUCCACUCCAACAAGAGCGCCGAAGGCGUUUCCCUGCUCACUCAAAUCCUCUAUAUUGCCGUUUUCCUCACGCGCUAUCUCGACCUGUUCUGGGUCCCUCCCACCGCAUCAUGGUGGAACUUUAUCUUGAAAAACUUCUAUAUCUGGUCCUCUAUCUACAUCAUCAUUCUCAUGACCCGAGUUUAUGCCCGCACACGAGAACGGGAAAAGGCUUGGAAAUGGGGAGGCUAUGUCACAGCAGCAUCCAUUGUAUCGGCACCGCUCGUCACCUUGAUCUUUGAAGGCUGGAGGCACUCCACCUUUUCUGAGAUUCUUUGGACUUUCUCCAUCAUCCUCGAAGCAUUCUGCGUCCUGCCGCAACUCAUUCUCCUCCGUCAGACCACCGUUCCCACUGUUAUCGAUUCUUUCUACCUCGUCACUCUGGGUUCCUACCGUGCCUUUUACAUCCUCAAUUGGAUUUAUCGACUCUUCAGUACGCAUAAGCCUGAUGCCGUCUCGGUCAUCUUCGGCAUCAUCCAGACUGCCUUUUACGUUGACUUUGCCUGGGUGUAUUGGACACGACAGAGGGUCAAACUGCGAGCGGGCGGUGUUGUUGACGCAGAUGACAUGAGAAAUGGCUGGCUAGUCAACAAGGUCAUCAAAAAUAUUCCCCUGGCGACGGAUGACAUGCCCGACCCCGAGGCACAGGACGGACAGGCCAACGGCCAUGCGGAUCAACCGAGCAAAGUCAACUCACGCUGGGGUCCUAGGGGUAUCUCCAUCUCUGCGGAUGACACUCUGCACGAUCACGACCGAAUCAAGAGAGCAGGAAAGCAACCCCACACCGAUGAUCCGGAGACUGAAGCCAUGUUGGACGACGAUGCCUUUGCGAUUGACGAGGAAGAGGACUUGCCCAAAUUGGUAGAUUCCGGGAAGAAUGUCCUCAACAGUGACGAGGAAUGGCGAGACAGUGCACCCAGCAGAAAGUGAUAUGCUGUGCUAGGAUUCGACAAGGCACGAAGGUGCAUAUUGGUUUGGGUGUCUUUUGACCCAUUCUGGUCCUGGUUUUGUAGAGUAGCUCUUUUCUUUGGCACCUCAUGCUGUUGUAUUUGAGAUUAGCGCUUUUUCGCUUGAAUUUUUAAGCUCUGAGAGACAGAGGACAACAGAUAGUGCAAGACUAAGCCAUAGACGUACGGACACUUCUGGCUAUUGAUG
Exophiala mesophila is the source of this 1485-nucleotide messenger RNA. RefSeq lists its product as uncharacterized. Gene Ontology annotation, molecular function: ER lumen protein retrieval receptor activity. Gene Ontology annotation, biological process: endoplasmic reticulum to Golgi vesicle-mediated transport; protein retention in ER lumen. Lineage: Eukaryota; Fungi; Ascomycota; Eurotiomycetes; Chaetothyriales; Herpotrichiellaceae. The record is from RefSeq and is a predicted model, not a curated record. The transcript has 2 exons. The coding region runs from base 220 to 1260 and encodes 346 amino acids. Gene Ontology annotation, cellular component: cis-Golgi network; membrane; endoplasmic reticulum.